UCAGCUCAGGCUCUCGGUACCGCUGGGCUAGCUCACUGAACUCUCGUCCAUCGCCUCGGGGCCAGCAGACCAAGGGGAAGUACGUACCCGAUACCACCGCUGCUGUCAGCUAUCUACAGCUGCGAGCCCUUCCCUUCACCGCCAGUGGCGCCAGCAGACGCCCAAGCUCGAGGGGCCCAACGCGCUCAGCUAGUCGCCUGCUUGCGUCAUCCAGAUGUCCAUGACGCACUCGCUGUCGAUGCUGUCAUUGUUGAUCUCUGGCUGUAAACGCGUCGACGCGUCGCGUCGCGUCAGUCAUCCGGUCACGGGACGCUUACUGUCCUUCCGUCCUCCCGGCUUCUCGCAAUCCGUGGAUCGCCCCGAACCAGCUCGCGUUGCCAGAUACGCGCCCGCCAGCGGCAGGGGAACCGCGCGCUCGACGUCUCCUGCCGCCGUCUGCCGCGUCGGGACGAGGAUGAGGCGCCCCGCAUGCCCCCGCUUGUCGCUGCCUUCCCUCCCGCGCUCAAUUUUUCUCUCGCACGCCCCGCAUGCCUCCUCCCACCGCCUCCGUCCCGCAUUGGAAGGUCCCGUCCCGCUAGCAAUUUUUUCUUUCUCCGCAUGUCGCUGGUCGCCCGCGUGUUCGCUGCCCGCCCGCGUGUUGCCGUCCGCCGUCGCCUCGUUCCAUGCCCUGCGCCCUGCGUACCUGCCCAUCGAUGGUCGUCCGGCCACCUAUUACGCGCGCGGCUUUCCUUGCGACGGCGAUUAUGUGUAAUCGCCCGCCACCGACACGGUUAUCGACUGCUGUGAUCCCAUCCAUCUGCAUGCAAACUCUCCGUCUGCGUGCUGGAUCCCAUCUGCGCGCUUGAGGGGAGGUCCAUGUGCGAUGGGAACUUUCAUCUCUGGUCUUGCCCGGACAUCGGCGUGCCGCUCUCUCGUCCCCAUCGAGCCUCUCGUCCUCAUCGAGGUCCCCCGUGUUUGCUCAUCAGCCCUGUUGUUUCCGGUCCUAGCUCUGACGCUGACAACCUCUGCAACCCUGCGCCC
Molecule: messenger RNA, 1020 nt
Organism: Schizophyllum commune H4-8
Lineage: Eukaryota; Fungi; Basidiomycota; Agaricomycetes; Agaricales; Schizophyllaceae
Exons: 1
Coding region: 215-751 (178 amino acids)
Source: RefSeq, a predicted model, not a curated record